Molecule: messenger RNA, 1502 nt
Organism: Armigeres subalbatus
Lineage: Eukaryota; Metazoa; Arthropoda; Insecta; Diptera; Culicidae
Product: cathepsin B-like
Exons: 1
Coding region: 29-1015 (328 amino acids)
Cellular component (GO): lysosome
Molecular function (GO): cysteine-type endopeptidase activity
Source: RefSeq, a predicted model, not a curated record
CUAACGAUUUUAUCAGUCUCGCAACAGUAUGAAAGUGCACAGAAUAGUAUUCGUUCUUUUCGUCUCAACCGCGUUUGCCGGAGCAGAUCCAGACAUCUACGAAGACAACCUAACUCGCGAUGAGUUCAUCGCCGCUAUCAAUUCCCGGGCCAAAACGUGGAAAGCCGGCAUCAACCAGGGACCGGAACCCGUAUACAUGACCACCGCGGGCAGUGCCAGCGAAGCCGAACUACGGAUGCUGGAUCCAGAUCCAAUGUUGAGCCGGCCCAGAACCGAUGAUCUGCCGGAGACGUUCGACGCACGGGACCAUUGGCCGGAGUGCCCUUCGUUGAGAGAAGUUCGCAACCAGGGCUGUUGUGCGUCGUGCUACGCAGUGUCCGUUGCAGCAGCCAUGACCGACCGAUGGUGUAUACAAUCCAAUGGAACCCAGCAGCAUACUUUCAGCUCGCAAGAUGUCGCCUCUUGUUGCGUGGGAUGCGGAGACUGUACCGGAGGAUAUCCGCACCGAGUGUGGUGGCACUGGAGAAGCCAUGGAGUCGUUAGUGGAGGAGAGUUUGACUCCGGGGAAGGUUGUCGACCAUAUGAGGUUGACGCAUGCGUGUAUGGGGAGCCAGAACCAGAGGAGCUGGAAUGUGUGCAGCAGUGUCGGAUAGGUCAUCCGGUUGGGUAUGAAGCAGAUAAGCGAUACGCUGUGAGGUCCUUUCAUGUGCUGCCCGAAGAGGAGAUGAUAAUGUGGAACAUUUAUCUGGGUGGUCCGGUUUCUGCGACUUUCCAGAUCUAUAGUGAUUUCAGCAGUUACCGUUCUGGAGUUUAUAGACAUACAAGCGGGCGGCAUCGUGGACUGCAUAUUGUUAAGUUACUCGGUUGGGGGAUCGAAAACGGCACCAAAUACUGGCUUUUAGCAAACACUUGGGGAUCAGACUGGGGUGAUGGAGGGUUUGUGAAGUUUUUGCGAGGUGAAAACCAUUUAGGUAUUGAAUCGGAAGUUUUUGGUGGUAAUCCACGGUAUGACUGAGCAAUAAGCAAUAAAUCGGAAUAGUUUCUACAUUUAAAUGUAAAUAAAAAUAUGUGUAAUGUACUAAUAUUAUUGAACAAACAAAUAUAAUAGUCGAGUAAAUUGUGUUGUAUUCUGAUUUUACAAUUGGAUUUUAUUAACUACACUAAAUUGAAACUAUGCUAAUAUAUCGUUCGUUUAUUUCAUUACAGGUAUGCACUGUUCAACCUACUUAGUAACCAUUACUUUGGAAAUAUAAUGUAUGUAUGUUUGACUAACAUAUUCCUCCUACUCGUUUUACUGAAGAAUUAGCUUCUCGGAAUCUAGACAUGAUCGGUUCUAGUACGAUUUCCCGUUAGCGAGGGCUGUGUACAUUUUUUUGGUUCAGUGGAAGGAAUGUUUAAGAAUGCGAAUAGAGUCAUAGAUUAAGGAAAAGCUGCCGUUUAGGAAUUUGAUCCAUUUAAAAUAGGGCAAAUCCGAAGAUAUAUGUAGUACCGUAAUCCGGGGG